AUGCCAGCAGCCAUCAAAGGCUGGUCCGACGCUGAAAAGGUCGCAGUUCUCCUCUCCAUCAUCCGCACUUCAGCCGUGACCCCAAAAUGGAAAGAGUUGCCUCUUCCCGUCGGUCGCACCCUCGGCGCCACGCAGAAAAUGUACGAAAAGAUCCGCGAGUCCGGCGACGCAAUCGAAAUGAAUAGCCCCGAGAAAGUCCCCGCAGCUCGCAAGAUGGGUCCUCGUGGGGGUAGAGCAAAUGGAACGCCUAGUCGUACGCCGAAGAAGGGAGCGAGGGUCAAGAAUGAGGAUGAGGAGGAUAGUGGGAGUGAUGGUACUUGGAAGGUUGGGAAGUUCAAUGGCGAGGCUACGACGGCGGGCAAGAGGAAGAGGGGAGGGAAUGGAGGGGGUAGGGGUGGGAAGAAGGGAAAAUUGGUCACGGAUGAGGAGAUUGCCGGGAGUGAGGAUGAGAAUGUGGAUGGGGAGGAUUGGGGGAUUGUGAAGAAAGAGCCAAGUACGAGUGUUGAGGCUGAAGAAGGAAAUGAGGAGGUCGCUGCCUAG
This is a messenger RNA of Bacidia gigantensis, 540 nucleotides long. RefSeq lists its product as uncharacterized. Bases 1 to 540 code for a protein of 179 amino acids. The record is from RefSeq and is a predicted model, not a curated record. NCBI's taxonomy places the organism in Eukaryota, Fungi, Ascomycota, Lecanoromycetes, Lecanorales, Ramalinaceae. The transcript has 2 exons.